Messenger RNA from Odontomachus brunneus, 3545 nucleotides. Its product is annotated as DDB1- and CUL4-associated factor 8-like. The transcript is spliced from 12 exons. The record is from RefSeq and is a predicted model, not a curated record. Bases 605 to 2848 code for a protein of 747 amino acids. NCBI's taxonomy places the organism in Eukaryota, Metazoa, Arthropoda, Insecta, Hymenoptera, Formicidae. Gene Ontology annotation, cellular component: Cul4-RING E3 ubiquitin ligase complex; cytoplasm. Gene Ontology annotation, molecular function: protein binding.
UACAUACGUUCUGGCCAUUUUAGCAGAUAAUUUCGUUUUAAGAGUGUGUAUAGAGAGACGAUAAAUUUAUGUAACGCGAGCUAAUUACGUCGAUUUUCGUGAUCCCGUCAAAUGUCGCGAUCUUGUACAUGGUCAAUACAUGCGAUUAAUCCUCGAGAUGAACUGUAACGCUUUUCUUUUUCGUGAGUGCCUAGUUUGCAUGUACCAACGAUAGCUCUUUAAAUCAACAAUGAUAUUAUGCGAAACAUGCUUCCCAGAGAGGGAAUAUUAAGUGUCAAUUUCUCGCGACAUUGAACUAUCCCUACUACUCAAAACCAUAUUAAAACGCACUAUCUCGAAUCUGUUAUAACGUGUUAACAUGACCUCAUUCCUUUGUAGUAAAAUAGAUAUUUACUAAUUCAAGAAUAUAUAUACGUAUAAGUAAUUAUAUUUUGAAGUGCUAUUAUAAAAGUAUUGUACAAUCACAGAGGAUGGGUUCUUAUGGGUAAUAUGGUUCUAUAGAUAUAUUUACUAUAUUUUGUGCAAUUACAAGUACUGUUUAAAAGGAAAUGAAUAUUAGCAUCUUGGGCUAACAAAAAAGGUGUAUUUAAUUUUUGUAAAGAACAUGGAUUCUGAAAGCAAAACACCUGAUGUUAGAAAUGAUUAUGAAAUGAAUCUUCUUGACAUGAAUAAUAUUGAAAACAAUAAAUCCAGUGAGAUGCAGUCAGAUUCUAUGAGUGACGUGGGAACUGUAAAUAGUUCUGUUGAUUGGUGUGAAAGUAGUAUUACUACAAAAGAUGCUAGUCUUGUAGCAGAACAAAGUAAUAAUGUUGUGUCUGAAACUAUGCAAAACGAACAGGUGCAUAAGUCCAUGAAACUUCCUCUACAAGAUAAUUACCAGGGAAUUGAAAUUGAUACCGAUGAAUGUGAUAAAACUAAUAAAAUAGAAGAAGUAUUGUUUACCACUGUUACUUCAGUUGAUGCAUCAGAAGCAACUACUUCACAAGACAAUACUCCAUCUUCCUCCUAUGCUAAAGAACCAAAUACAUUACAUACAGAUCAAAACAAAGUCAAAAGAGGUACAUCGAUGGAAACUUUAGGUGACAAUUUGGAUGAAGAUUCAAGUAAACGGCAGAAGUUAAGUGUACACGAUGAGGAAAAUUUAAAUGAUGAUGCAAUAACAUUUCAAAAAACUAACUCAAAAAUGAGACAGCGAAAUUACCGCAAGAGGAUAGUAAGUGAUAAUGAGGAGAGUUCUAGGACUACCGCACAUCAAGAGACAGUCAGAGAAGCAUCAAUAAUCGAUGCUGAUGAAGGUAAUGUCGCAUCUGCUAGUACUAACAACGAAUCGUUUGUUUAUAACGAAUCGUUAAACAGAACUUCAGAAACUCGCGAAGGAGGCUCAGAAACAAGUAGUGACGGGGCUGAUCGAGAUGAAAAUGAAAGAGGCAAUUCGAAUGAAUGGACAACAGCUAGCGAGGAUGAAAUGAAUGAAGAUGAAGAACCUCUCUGUCUCAAAAUUGCAAAACCGCAACCUACCUUUCAUUUAAUACCAGAACUUCUAGGCCGCCAAUUAGGUUGCAACCCAUCGUUUCACAAAAAAUAUCAUGGUUCUUUAAAUGUUGUAGAACGACUUAAACUGCUAUACGAACUUAAUGAGCACCAGGGUUGCGUAAAUGCCUUAAAUUUUAAUCAAAAGGGGAACUUAUUAGCAAGUGGCUCUGAUGAUUUGGCGGUUGUUAUCUGGGAUUGGGCUAGAGGAAAAAAGCGACAUUGGUUAGAAAGCGGCCACUGUAGUAAUAUGUUUCAAGCGAAAUGGUUACCGUUCGACAUGGAAUACCUUAUGGUAACUUGUGGCAGAGAUGGUCAGGUACGUCUAUUAGAUCUUAGACAUGAAACAUCGAGGAGAAUAGCAACACAUCAUGGAGCAUCACAUAAAUUGGCUGUGCACAAUGAGACACCUCAUGUAAUUAUUUCUGUGGGGGAAGAUGCGAAGGUAUUAUCGAUAGAUAUCCGAGAGCGUAAACCAAGCAAAUUGCUGGUGGUAAAAGAAGAUAUUGCAGAGGUGCAAUUGUACAGUGUACAUUCUAAUCCCUUUAAUAGUAACGAAUUUUGUGUCGCCGGCCGUUCCCAUUACGUGAGGGUAUACGAUCAACGAAAAGUUUCGACGCCUCUUUAUAAAUUAUGUCCUGAUCACCUGACGGAGAAUAAGUACGCCCAUGUGACGUGCGCUGUAUAUAACUAUAAUGGAACCGAAAUCCUCGCAUCAUAUAACGAUGAAGAUAUAUAUCUAUUUGAUAGAUUGAUGUCCCCGUGCGUGGAUUAUGCGCACAGAUAUCAAGGUCACCGCAACAAUGCAACCGUGAAGGGUGUGAACUUUUUCGGGCCUAAAAGCGAAUAUGUUAUAUCGGGGUCCGAUUGUGGCAACAUAUUUAUUUGGGAUAAAAACACGGAGGCUGUUGUGCAAUGGAUGAAAGGCGAUGAACAAGGAGUUGUAAAUUGCUUAGAAGGCCACCCGCAUAUUCCAGUUCUUGCGACAAGUGGCUUGGAUUAUAAUGUCAAAAUAUGGAUUCCCUGGGACGAAGGAUCUCCGAAGAUGGGAGAUUUCGCUAAGUGCGUUAAAAAGAACGCGAGAAACAGGAAGCGUGAAAACGAGCCCGAUGCAUUCGACGGCCAAAUGCUUUGGAUCUUACUUAGGCAUAUCCGUGACACAGAAUCAGCGCGACAUCGUUUCGGACGUUAUGAUACUCCAGAUGAAGACAGCGAUGAUGAGGAUGAUUAUGUAUCGGAUGGCUCCUCGAAUGACAAUUCAUGGGAAACCGAUUCGGAAGGUGAUGAUAUCGAAAGAUUACAGUGCCCUCCAUCUUAAAGCUGUUGACGCGAUUUGCUAUUAUUGUGAUGGAAUAAGUUGCAUAGCGUUAGGAGAAUUCAUUAGUCGUUUUGCAAAUUAUGAUGAAUUUUAUGAAGUAUAAUUAUAUAGCAGAGUGUAUAGAGAGAGAGAGAGAGAGAGAGAGAGAGAGAGGGAGAGAGAGAGAGAACGAAUGUGUAGGAUCUUGUCGCAAAAGUCCUGCACUCUAUAUCAUUAAUCUUUUUUAUCAGCUCGAGAUAAUUAGUAGUGUAAACUACGUAUAUUUAAGCGGUUUACGGUUGCAUUGUAAUUUUUGAAUAUACGUUGAACAGAUCUAUAAAGACUGCAAUAUUGAUAGGCUGUAUAAUAUUUAGAUAAAAGGAAAAACAAAAAAAGAGCAUAGUAUUUUAUAAUAGUCGUAUAAGACAAAUUGUAAAACCGGCGUUUUCUUUUCCCCACGUAUUUAAAGAUACUGAUUGUUACAAUUAACAUCCUUACAUAAAUAGGAUUGUUUCUUUUUUUAAUUUCGUUGAUAUAUCGAUGUAUAUUUAAUCGAUAAUAUUAAUUGUAUUUCUAAGAAUAUGAUUAAUCUUAAUGUGAUAAAAAGAUAUGUUGUUACGUUGUUUCGAUGGUUUAGUUGUAUCAAUACAUAAUAUAUUUAAAAAUGUUUCGCAUAGCUUAUUUAAAAAUACAUCCGAUAUUUUGUGCUCAAACAUUA